Molecule: messenger RNA, 1841 nt
Organism: Scomber scombrus (Atlantic mackerel)
Lineage: Eukaryota; Metazoa; Chordata; Actinopteri; Scombriformes; Scombridae
Gene: nacc1b
Product: nucleus accumbens associated 1, BEN and BTB (POZ) domain containing b
Exons: 8
Coding region: 51-1841 (596 amino acids)
Biological process (GO): regulation of transcription by RNA polymerase II
Molecular function (GO): DNA-binding transcription factor activity, RNA polymerase II-specific; protein binding; RNA polymerase II cis-regulatory region sequence-specific DNA binding
Source: RefSeq, a predicted model, not a curated record
GACAUCGGCUCUGCUUGACUUCCAUACCCUGUGGUGCUGGGCAGAGCGUUAUGGCUCAGACGCUGCAGAUGGCGAUCCCUAACUUUGGCAACAACGUCCUGGAGUGUCUGAACGAACAGCGGCUGCAGGGCCUCUACUGUGAUGUCUCCGUGGUCGUCAAGGGACACGCCUUCAAGGCCCACCGAGCGGUGCUGGCAGCCAGCAGCUCGUACUUUCGGGAUCUGUUCAACGCCGGGGGGAAGAGCUCCGUGGUGGAGCUGCCCCCCGCUGUCCAGCCGCAGAGCUUCCAGCAGAUCCUGGCCUUCUGCUACACGGGACGCCUCAGCAUGAACGUCGGAGACCAGUUCCUGCUCAUGUACACCGCCGGCUUCCUCCAGAUCCAACAGAUCAUGGAGAAAGGCACAGAGUUUUUCCUCAAGGUCUCAUCUCCAAGCUGUGACUCCCAGGGUCUCCACACUGAAGAGACCGAGCCUCAGAGCCCCGUCACUCAAACAAUGGGCGGAGGGGGCGGAGUCGGCGUCGUCCCCACAGCUUCGGGAAGGCCUGCCUCCUGUCUAACGCCCCUCCCCCUCGUAUCCAAGGUGAAGACGGAACAGACGGCCACCACACCUCAGCCAACACCUCAUACGCAACAGGAAGGCUCUCCCUACUCGGUGGUCUGCACCCCUGUGGCCAAACGUCUGUGGGAGGGGAGCAACCGCGAUGGAGGAGGGGGGUCAGGCGGGGGCGGGGGAGGCGGGAUGAGGAAGGCCGCACGCUACUCUUCCUCAUCCUCUUCAUCCUCGUCCUCUAACGUCGCCGCCCAGGACGCAUCCGGGCGCGGACCUGCAGCCAACGCCGGCCUGCUGGGAGGCGGCGGCAUCACUUCGGUGGGACUCAACAGUAACCAUAACAACAACAACCACAACCACAACCACAACGGCGGCACGCCCGAAGGCACGAGCCCCGGCACGCUCAGCAUGUACACCAGCGACUCGCCCAUCAGUUACCACGACGACGAGGAAGAGGACGACAUAGCGGACGAGAGCGCCGAGGAGCAGUACAGACAAAUCUGCAACAUGUACACCAUGUACAGCAUGCUGAACGCCGGCGCCGCAGUGGUGGGGGAGCGGGUGGAGGCUCUGCCAGAUUUGGCCCCGGACUCCGGCGGUGGACGGGGGGGCCGGGGUGGACGCUCCCGGCAGGACCUGGCGUCGCUGCCGGCGGAGCUCAUCAGUCAGAUCGGGAACCGCUGCCACCCGAAACUAUACGAGGAGGGCGACCCGGCCGAGAAGCUGGAGCUGGUGAGCGGCACCUCCGUGUUCAUCUCCCGCGCUCAGCUCAUGAACUGCCACGUCAGCGCCGGCACGCGCCACAAAGUGCUGCUCAGACGCCUGCUGGCCGCGUUCUUUGACAGGAGCACUCUGGCUAACAGCUGUGGAACCGGCAUCCGCUCUUCAACCAACGACCCGAGUCGUAAACCGCUGGACAACAGAGUGCUGCACGCCGUCAAAUUCUACUGCCAGAACUUUGCACCGAGCUUCAAGGAGAGCGAGAUGAACGCCAUCGCGGCCGACAUGUGCACCAACGCCCGACGCGUCGUCCGCAAGAGCUGGAUCCCCAAGCUCAAGCUGCUGAUGGCCGACAGCGACGCCUACUCCGCCUUCCUCGCCGACAGCGUGAAGAUGGAGGCCGAUGCGCUGGGGGCCGACCAGGGCUUCGACGCCGCCUCCCUGGAAGCGGUGGCGGCGGCGGCUGCAGCGGCGGCCAACAAUAAUAAUAACGAGGCGGGCGGAGGAGGAGGAGCCACGACGGCAGACAGCCUCCAGGGGACGGGAGGAGACGGCAGCACUUUGUUUUGA